Molecule: messenger RNA, 3386 nt
Organism: Thamnophis elegans (Western terrestrial garter snake)
Lineage: Eukaryota; Metazoa; Chordata; Lepidosauria; Squamata; Natricidae
Product: transmembrane protein 68-like
Exons: 8
Coding region: 616-1608 (330 amino acids)
Cellular component (GO): membrane
Molecular function (GO): acyltransferase activity
Source: RefSeq, a predicted model, not a curated record
GAUAGAGCCAGAAUAUAGUAGAGUGACAAGGCGAGGGACUGUGGAAUUACUCUAACUCACUGAGUCCGAUCUAUAUUUUGUGUAUUCGCUGAAAGAGGCCGCCUGCUUCCUGAUUCGGAGUCGCCUGUAUCGGGUGAUUACAUAGCAGGCAAAGUAUUUCCUUGAACCACAAUUUGGUGAAACCACGGAUUGUCUGAUUCCGGCUUUUCACACUUUCAUUUCAUCUGCAGAGCAACGGGGCGGUGCCAAUAACUUUAUAGAAGGAUACAACUGGAAUGGGGAAAACUGAAAGACAGUGGAUCUCUCUGCGCACCUACUUAUGGCGGAGCUGCAGCCCGCAACUCGAGCAGCCGACCCCUCCGAGACGCGCGCUCGCGAGUCCCCCUCUGGGAAGCACGGUAGGGUCGGAGGCUGGCUGGGCUCCAAAGGAGCCUCGGUGCCCUUCGAAGCGCACACUCCCAAUGCCGCCCUCCUGAGAGUGGGGAGCAAAAUCAGAAGGGAAGCUGGGGUCUUUCGGACGGCGAAGCACUUUCCUGCCCUUAAAAGAGGGCGAAGGGGAAGGACGGACGGACUUCCUGGCUGGGCUGUCCCGGGUUAGCUGAAUGCCGGCCGAACAUGAUACACCAAAAUGAAUCCUGCGGUACAGAACAGAUAUCCUAUUUAACAUGCAUGUUUUAUAUAUUAGAAGAAUGGACUGGAGUAGAAAACUUGGGAGAAUAUCUGAGUUACCUCAUCUAUCUCACAUGGCUAUUUAUGCCACUACUCUUAGUUUUUUUGCUUCCAACAAUUAUCAUCCUCCUCAUUUACAUUUCGGCUAUCAUUGUUCAUAUUUACAAAAGAAAGACAGACAUAAAAGAAGGUUAUUUGAAUGAUUUCUGGGAUGGUGCAAGACAAACAUUGGCAACUAUGUGGUAUGCUCAUGGAAGAAUAUGGAAUGGUUAUGAGGUGCAUGGUCUUGAAAAACUACCAGAUGGACCAGCAAUUAUUAUUUUUUAUCAUGGAGUAACUCCCGUAGACUUUUUCUACUUGGUAGCCACUGUUUUGAUCAGGAAAAAAAGAAUGCUCCAUGUUGUUGCUGAUCAUUUUGUGUUUUUAGUUCCAGGUUUAAAGUUAUUAAUUGACGUGAUCCAUGUUCUGCAUGGAUCGCAGGAAGAAUGUAGAAAAGUAUUAGAAAAUGGAGGACUGGUAGCAAUUUCACCAGGGGGAGUACGGGAAGCACUGUUCAGUGAUGAAAAUUAUACUAUUAUGUGGAAAAAUCGUAAAGGGUUUGCUCAAGUGGCCAUUGACACAAAAGUGCCCAUCAUUCCUAUGUUCACACGAAAUAUUCGGGAAAAUUUUCGAGUAGUUGGAAGAGGAAUAAAAUUAUUAAGAUGGAUAUAUGAGCAUUUUCGUUUCCCAAUAUUCCCUAUGUAUGGAAACUUUCCAGUUAAAUUGCAGACUUAUUUUGGAGAUCCUAUUCCAUAUGAUCCAAACACCACAGCAGAAGAACUGACCCAAAAAGCAAAGGAUGCACUACAGUGUUUAAUAGACAAACAUCAGAAAAUACCAGGAAAUGUGUGGAGGGCUUUGAUGGAAAGAUUUACAACAGAGAAACAAGACAAUGAAUAACUUUGGCAAAUUAUUGUGGAAAAAAAUUGAAUGAUAUUUUAAUGUGAUAUAUGAUGUUGCAAUAGUUUUUUAUUUGCUGUGCAAAUGUAUAAUUUUACAGAAAACCAAGCUUUGAAAAUCAUUGUUACAUGUAUUACUCAAGAAAGUAAAUCUUUCAGUGUAAAUACAACUCUUUGUGUUCACAGAAAAUCAAAGUUUAAAAAGCACAAUCCUAAUUAGGAAUUAGAUGUAAAAGUGAUUUUUAGGCUUUUUGAAAUACAUCAAAUACAUAGCCUAUUUCUAGUACUUCUUAAAUAUAAACCUUAAAUGGAUCAGGAUUACAUUUAGUAUUUUUGUAAAACUUUGAUUUUUCUAUUCCCUGUAUUCUCCAGUUACCAAAGGUUUAAAGUAAUCAAAUUUAUGUAUGCAGAAGCUACUCAUAUGAGCAAGAAAGAUCCAGUAUCUGUAUUCAUUAAUACUUAGAACUACACUUAGAAUUUAGUUCUAGUUUACUGAACAGUACUACUUAUAAUGGUACUCAAAAAGAGAAAAAUAAUUUAAGGCUUUGUAAAUAAUAUGAAUUGGCACUGCAUAAAGAAGAAUUUCUGCAGUAGAAAUUGUUUUGCUAUUUUCCAGCAAGUACUACAUUUUUAGGCAAAUUGGUAAUUUAUUGUGAAUUUGUAUGCCCUGGAAAUUAAAAUUCAUAAAUUAUAGGUAUACUUCUGUACCAAGGCAAUGCGAAGCCAUAAGGAUGUGCCCUAUUUACUAUAGUGAUUCUGGGAUCAAUAAUCAUUCAAACAGAAGCUUACAUUGCAUGGUACUCUGCCAUCAAAGUGAGAAUAUUUGCAUAGGAAAUUGAUAAUCCUUUUAUUGGGAAGUAUCUGUCUCCUAAGAACAUGUUUCAGUAUUCUCCAAUUUGGUUACAGUUAUUAUAUAGAGUGGGAUAAGUAUUAAUGAAUAGGUCAAUUUAUGUAUCUUAAAUCAAGGUUGUUUCUCGUCAAAUGGUUGAAUUAGUUAAACAGAAUGACACAAGUUCUUUACUGUAUCAUUUGCACUAUAGUACCUGUUAUCAUUUUCAUGUCAUUGUUGCUUGCUAUAUAUAUAUAUGCUCAGACCUAUGAUUGAAUGAUUAUUGACAACUUUUCUUACAGUGCCCUUCAUAGUCAGCAAUGACUAGCAGAGUAAAAUCUGCAGGGAUACUUUUUCAUGGAUACUGUUGCAAUUCUGAGAAUUUUUUAGAUUCCUCAUAGUGUUGAAUCCAGUUUUAAUGUUAGAUUCUAUUAUAAACAUUCCAUAUGUUUAUUGUGCAGAUUUAUAACUGUCCAGACCUACUUAUGAGUAGCUUAUUUAUGAUAUAUGCAUAGGACAUUUAUUUUGUUGUUUUCAUUAAUGCAAAAUAACUUUAAACUUUGGGGGAGAUAAGUAUAUCUGUUCUGAGCAAUAUUUUUACUUUUGGAGGGGAAGGCUAAUUCUCCAGACCUCUUAUAUAAAAACUAUUCUGUACUAACUAUUAUAAUCCACAAAACAGGACUUUCUUUCUUUAAAAAUUUAAGUAGAAAAUUAGCUUUAUUAUGUCUUUUUUCAGAUUUUAGCAUGCAUAAGGAAUUCCAUCCAAUUUUUUAAAAAAAGAUGCCACUUGAAGCUAGUGUGCUUUACCAUGAGCCUAUUUCUCUGUCAGGAUUUUUUUGGAGUGGGGUGGGGAUCUCUGAGCAUUGGAAUGUAUCCAAUAGUAAUGAAAAUAUAACUCCUGGAAAUAUAUUAUAAGAUAUAGACAUGUAGCUAUCAAAGAAAAUACUUUU